This is a messenger RNA of Armigeres subalbatus, 2340 nucleotides long. RefSeq lists its product as uncharacterized. NCBI's taxonomy places the organism in Eukaryota, Metazoa, Arthropoda, Insecta, Diptera, Culicidae. The coding region runs from base 911 to 2041 and encodes 376 amino acids. The record is from RefSeq and is a predicted model, not a curated record. The transcript is spliced from 4 exons.
UCUCGCACCGCAAGUGCUAGAUCUGCCACACUCCUGCAGACCCGGCCAACGAGAGUGGACCCAUCCUCCGCCGAGCACUCGUAAUCUAAUCUAUUUCAAUCAUUUGUGAACCGUGAUAAAAGAUAGACAUUUAUCGGAUUAUUCUUCGCCAGGAAGGAUCAGCGCUAACCACGCCGAGCACGACCAACGUACAUCCGAGGGGAGAUAAAUUCGGGGUGCCCGUUGAGUGGUUGGAGUAGUCAGUGUGUUUGGGCGCGUGUGUAAAGGGUGGAAAAUUAUUAUUACGUUCCGUCAGUUGGUACCCUGUCUGGUGAGCAUUGUUUGUUCGAGAUUCUAUUUUUUCCGGACUCUCACCCACCCAGCGCGGCUACCAAUCAAGUUAUAUCAGCCAACGUUGCCUUCUAGUGGAAGCGUGGAAAUCGUGUGAAUCGUUACGCGCCAGCAAAGAAGUUGUUGGUUCAACUUUUUUUUUUUUUGUGAGUUACGCCAGGAAUCUUUUUGAUAGUGAAUCGACUUUUUGCUUGAAUCUGGAGAAGACGUGAAAGGAAAACCGGAAAAUGAAAUUAUGGUAAAAUAUUUGCCGUGAUGAAAUAGCAUUCGGACAGGCAUUGGACUUGGAAAACGUUACUUCGAGGAACUAUGGAAUAAGUUUAGUCGGGCGUUGUGAUUGAGGUGCACCGAAAUUUGUGGAGAAAUUGUAAAUUAUUAUUUUUUGUGUGAGCGUCGCGAAUCUUUAUUCACCGAACCUGAAUGGACUUUUCCGUGGAAAGCGAAGGCAAGUACCUUUCUGAAAGCAUUCAUCGACACCGUGGAAUAGCAAGUCCACGCGUAUUGAAGGUAUUUGAAUAGAUGCAAUCAAAUUUUCCGCGGAACUUUCUGUGAUAAGAAAAUUACAAAAGCCCGAUUCAAAAUGUUCAUCAACGGAAGUGCAAAACGCACCGGCGGCUUGAUAAUGCUCAAGACGAGUUUGGUGCUCGUUGUUGUUGUUCUGAUUGCGUCGACAACGGCAGAAGAAGCCCAGGAUGCUACAUUUCAAACGCGGAAUCACAAAGCCAUGCGACCGGCCGGUGGGAGUGGGACUGAAACGAGAUCCGCCACUAAUGAGCAGUCGCUGCAGCACGAGGAUGAGAACGAAAGUCAGCCCGAUGAAGAUCCUUACGGCAGCAGCAGUGUGGAGGACGUUGACGAUGGUGAUAGUGAUAGAAGCAGCGACGGUAGCAGUGAGCAUAGCCGGGUCACGACUGACGCUUCGUCGGAACAGCAGGAUGUGACCACGCCGGGCAGUGUUAAUUAUGUCGCCACCACUCCCAAAAUUUCUAAAUCCGCAAAAAUAUUAAGCAGGUACGAGCAGGGUCUGGAAGACUACGAAGAAGCUGCCGCCCGAGUGGAGCAGGAAGACAACCGGCAACGGGAGCAAGAAAAACGGAAACAGCAGCCCUUCGGGAGCAUGAUAAAUCCGAUGCUAUCGUCGCUGUUCAAUGUGGUGAAUGCUCUAUCGUCGAAAAGAUCGUUCGAAGUGCUGGGACCGAGUCCGGCUCUACUGUUCAGCGCUUGGAACAGCCUAAAGGGUGACGUUGGCACAAGUGCCCGGGCCAUUGGCGAUGCCGAAAAAUCAACACGCGGUGACGAUGCAGAUAAUCAAAAUGGAAACUCCACCGACGUGGCGACAGCUGCUGAAAGCGCCCGAUACAUCAAGGGUGACCCUCUGAACGGAUACUACGAUUUCGUUAUCUCCGAAGGAUCGUACAAAUUUUGGGCCGCUUUCCAGGUGGCAACAGCCGUUCUCAUCAUCUAUUCCACCUUCGCCGCCAUCUAUUACUCGAAAGUAAGCCCCCUGACGUCGGAUUAUGACUACAUCGAUUAUCUGAACGGUGGCCGGUCCUUCGCCGGCGGAAGGGCAAUGGACGCUGCAGCCCCGGCAGCGGCGCGGAGAUCCUUCACGGACAACAUGUGGGACGGUCUGCUGGAGAAACCUUGGUUCAACGUGGCAACUAAUUCGUUCGCUUUCGUGAUGAAUGCCAUCGAAAGUGCGCCCAAGUAGAACGAAAGGGGAUUUGGGCCGCCGCUGUCGCGAGAACAAACUUUCUUUUUGUGCCAAUUUGGAUGAAACAUUUGACACGGCAAGAUGACAACCCCCAUGGGGAGGUCUUUUGGGUCUUUCUCGAUCUCGAAUGUUUUAUUUGAAUUUAGGUUUAUGGUUCAUUUUAGUUAUAUUAAUAUUGAAUUGAAAUAACCAUGUGUUUUAAGAUGCUAAUUGAUAUAAAUUGUGUAGUUUGUGGCUGUCGAAAUUGAAGUACUUCUGUGGUUGUUACGAAGUAAUAAAGCAUAAAUUUACAGAAA